CAGAGAAACGGCGUAUUCGUGGAGGUAGGUGCUGGAAGCGGGUCGUUCCUCUCCCUCACAGCCUGGCUGGAGAGCAGAAGGGCGUGGAAGGGCCUUCUUCUGGAGCCUCACCCGGAUGCCUAUGCCUCCCUCAAGAGAACCAGAAAAGCAGCUGCGGCCCAAGUCUGCGUCUCGGACAUGAAUUAUUGCAAGCAGGAGUGGCUCUGGACGCCCCGCACCCCUAUGGAUAUGCCACCGCUUUAUAGAGAGGCUGCACGCGCUAAAUCGGCCCUUCUUCAGUACGUUGCGGAAGAGGACAUCGACGUGGGGACCCUUACGCCCGUGCAGUGUUUCCCCCUCCAGACGCUGGUGUGGGCGGCUCUUGGUAGAAGGGCGCGGGUGCACCUCAUGGUAAUUCACACGAUGGGCGGAGAGUAUAAGAUUCUCAAUACACUCACGUAUAUGGACAUGUUCAUUCUGAUGCUCGUGGUGAAGAUUUCGACCGAAGUGGAAAAGAAGUUCGUCGAGGAAAGCGCACAGACGCUGGGAUUUGUACCUUACACGAACGUCCCUCCUGAAGCAAAAGAUUUCCUGUUUUUCGUUAAUGAAAGGGUCGACCUGGUUCAAGGGAAAGUUUGAAUGAAUACCUUAUCUCAUCACCGUAAAAUCACUACUUACGCUGAGGUUUCAAGAUUAAUAAAAAAAAAAAAAAA
This is a messenger RNA of Penaeus monodon (black tiger shrimp), 692 nucleotides long. RefSeq lists its product as uncharacterized. The coding region runs from base 178 to 618 and encodes 146 amino acids. The record is from RefSeq and is a predicted model, not a curated record. The transcript has 4 exons. Lineage: Eukaryota; Metazoa; Arthropoda; Malacostraca; Decapoda; Penaeidae.